Messenger RNA from Frieseomelitta varia, 4189 nucleotides. RefSeq lists its product as uncharacterized. The coding region runs from base 379 to 4017 and encodes 1212 amino acids. NCBI's taxonomy places the organism in Eukaryota, Metazoa, Arthropoda, Insecta, Hymenoptera, Apidae. The transcript is spliced from 22 exons. The record is from RefSeq and is a predicted model, not a curated record. Gene Ontology annotation, molecular function: protein binding.
UUAACCGAGACAUAUUUUUUUCAAACUUAGAUCUAAUUGAUAAUCAUGUAUUAUGAUAGAUAUAUUUAAAUGAAUAAUUUAAGUUUGACGGAUCGCAUUAAUGAUAAAAUUUCAUUACCCUCUUGUUACAAUGCCAGGGUAUAGGGUGCCAUACUCUUCUUGAAUAAUGAAAAUCAUGUUUGACUGGGACACGUGGAAAACUACGCGUUGCUAGUCGACCGACAGAUCCCUUAGCAUUCGUAUGUGUUUUUGCUUUAUCGUGAAAUCUUUCUCAUUAUGGAUACUCAUUAUGGAUAGUUAUAAUGGGGAGAAACUGCUGAAAUAACCACCGGUUAUAAAGUUUUUCACAAAAAAUGGUGUAACUUGGAAGACAUAAAAAUGGCACAGAUGAACGCAACAACGUUAAAGUCCUGGUUGCUACGAGGAGAACUUGAGAAACUGGAACAUGUCGUUCUAGAAGGACGUGGGGCACGGCUGUUGGGCGAGCAUUCUCCGGAUCUCAGAACUAGAGUCUUCCUGAAAGGACUCCCAAAUUACUUGACGAAAAUCUCUCACGUUCACGACGCGGUUUCACGUGGUUCUCUAGCGGAAGUGCAGAAACUUAUAUCGGAAGAACCUAAAAAGAAACUGGCCAUUGCGAAAGAUUCAGCUGGCACUCCGUUGCUUCACAAAGCAGUGUAUCACGAUCGUCAAGAUAUCGUCGAGUGGCUUGUGCAAAAUUUUCCCAUCGCCGUUCAGCAGAAAGACAGAGAAGGAAGAAUCGCGUUACAUUAUUGUGCUGCUUGCAAGGAUCCUGACCCGAUUUGGGAUGUCCUCAUAGAAAACGACAGUGACGCGAGCAUCAUCGACAAAAAGGGCAAUUCGGCAGCAUAUUAUUUGGAACAUAGUUCGGAGCUCGAGCUACCGGAAGCGGAGAACAUGUCCCGCCGGAAGACCAGCUUUGGCAAGGAACUAUUGGACUUUAAACCUUCCAACAUAAGAAUAUGGAUUCACAAUCGGGAUAUAGGGAAACUCCAGCAAGUUUUAUGGGAAGGCCACGGAAACAAAUUACGUAUGGAAACCAGCAACAAUCCACGAGUAAAAAGAUUUUUAGAAGCUGUACCGUUCAUAAUGAGUACGGUAAAGGACGUUCACGCAGCUGCAACAAACAACGAUUUGAAGGGACUGAGGAACAAAAUCGAAGCCACAUCACCAAUCAUUCUUUGCGCUAAAGAUUGCAAUGGUCUAAAUGUCUUGCACAAGGCUGCUGGUUUGGGUUACACGGAAAUCGCAAGAGAAAUUCUCGCAAAAUAUCCCUCUGUUGUGGAGGCUCAAGACAACGAAGGGAAGACACCAUUGCAUUAUGCAGCUGCAGCGAAGGACGAUGGAACUUUGUAUAAUUUAAUAACGGAAUACGGGGCCGACGAAAGCAAACUGGAUCACAAACAAAAAGCGCCGGCGUUUUACAAAAAUCGACCAUCAGACGUCGACCAGUCGCUGUUAACUGUGAUACCGGAAGCUCCUCGAGUUGCGGGAACAUCGUACCCCAAACACUGGGACUGGAGGAUUCUAGAAGCGGAGGAUGCUAUAUCCAGAGGAAUGAAAAAGGUCAGCAGUGCGGACAUUGACAGUGCGUUUGGCAGUGCGGAAUCGACAACGAAAAAUUUCAGUAGAUCUAUGGAGCAGAUAAAAAAUAUUGAGGAAGAUUGUGACAAGGAGGAAAACGCGGGAGAGGAAGAGAACGCGGAAAAUACAGAGGACACAGGCGACGGAGAGAACGCAGAACCUACCGAAGACACUGAAAAUAAAGAAAAUACCGAGAAUACUGAAGAUACCGAAAACGUAGAGGCAGCGGAGGACGCAGAGAAUUCAGAAGAGUCGAAAGAACCAGAAACCACGGAAAAUAAGGAAGAAGACGAGGCGGAGGAAGAAAAGGUUGAAGAUACGGAAGAAAGGUCUUCGGACGACGACGUGGUAACAGGUGCAGCAAUCCCAGAAACCGAGGAAAAUCCCACCCCAGAGGACGAAGCUGAAGGAGAGAAGCCAGAGGACACGGAAGAUGAGGACAAAUUGAAAGAAGAAGAAAAAGAAAAAGAAGAAGAAGAAGAAGAAGAGGAAAAAGAAGAAGGAGGAGGAGAAGAGGAAAAAGAAGAAGCAGGAGAAGAAGAAGGAGAAGGAGAAAAAGAGAAAGAAGAGUCAGCAGACGCGGAAGACACCAGCAAGCAGGAGGAGGAGGAAAGCAAAGUGGAGCAAGAAGAACGAAACGAGCCGAGUACAGGCGAUUCUGGAGUCGAUGAUCCAGGGAACGACGAAGAUCAGGUGAUCGUCGGCGAACACGAGGAGCUUCCGGAGGCAGAACUAAAUGAGGGCAGCAUGACGGCGGACCCGGAAAUCGAAAAACUAGUGGAGAACGGUAACAUGGAGCAAUUGGCCUCGUUAGUGCUGAAUGGCGAGGGCAGAAGACUGGUCGGCCGACAUUCGAAGAAUCCAGAGUUGCAGGCAUUCAUCGAUCGUGUCCCAUCGUAUAUGGGGAAAAUUCAUGCGGUGCAUAUGGCAGCGCGGGAAGGGAAUCUGAGAGAUCUGCAGAGUGCCUUGGACCGUCGCAAAUUUGCGGUUGCGAGAGAUGGAUCAUCGCCACACGGCGCGACGCCUCUUCACGUUGCUGUCAUAUUUGGAAACACCACUAUUAUUAGAUAUCUAGCAGGCAGGUUUCCAGAAACGACACAUGCAAUCGAUCUCGAUGGGCGAACUCCUCUACACUAUGCGGCCACCCUCGCAGAUAAUGGCCAUUACUACAACCUUCUACUUCAUUUGGGUGCCAAUCCUUUAGUUCAAGACAACUCUGGUGAAAAGGCGGAGUAUUACAAGCAAAAUCAAUCCGAUUUCUCCCACAAAUCACUCCUCCGUGAUUUCGGAGCUAACGAGCAACUCGCCGACGAGAUGUUGACGGACAAAGACGACAGUCAGAUUGAUAUACCGAUAUUUCGAGAAGAAGAGGGUCGCUACUUGGCAUCGUCACUCGGCGAUCCAUUGAUAAGAGGUUUGACGGAAGUUGCCAAUACUCGUCCAAAGGAUCCAGUUACUUAUCUGGCUACUUAUUUAUAUAACUUUGCCAAUAAGAGCAAAAACAACGAAGAGCAGGAACCUAACGUAUUGAUUAUUCCUGAUCGGCCCGAGGAGAACAUAGAAAAUAUCGAGAACGACAAUGGAGAUGAGGAUGCUGGUUAUCCACGAUCUCCAAUUUCCGACGUGCCAGAAUCAGCUUUUAGCAAUCCCAACAGAGAUGAACAUGGUCAGAGCGUUAUUCACUUCGCUGCCAUUCGAUCAUAUCCAAAAGACGGUCUGUUCCAUUUGCUUCAAGAAAGCCAAGUUAACGUUGGCUUCAGAGACGAGUUAUAUAGAACAGCUAGAGACGUGGCUGAAUUGGCAAAUAUUAGAGAAAAUAUCGACGAAAUUGAUCGAUACGUAGCUUAUUUGGCAGCAAGAGGUGAAACUGAAAAAUUGGUAGAACUAUUAUUGGAAGGGUACGAUCAUAUUUUGGACGUGGAAGACGAAGGUGCGAACAUCGUGGACAUCGCUGCGGAACGAGGAAAGGAGGCAACCGUUCAAUUUCUUCAAUCUAUUCCAAAUUAUGUGACACAACGCGAAGAAGUGCACCAGGAAAUCAGAACGGGCAAUGUAGCGAAAGUGAAGGAAUUGUUAAAUAAAAACAACGGGGGAGGAAAGUUGUUAGCAAUGGGAAAGAAUUCGAUGAGCAGAUGCGCUCUUCACAUUGCCGUGCUUCGUGAAAACGUAGAGAUGGUUCGGUACAUUGCGAAAACGUACCCAGAAACUUUACGUAUAGGUGACAAUUUGGAGAGAACUGCGUUACAUUAUGCAAUGGGUUUACCAUCAGUCGAAGAAUUAAGCAACAUACUUAUCAAAGCGGGUGCAAAACGAAUAAUCAAAGAUUUAAAAUCGCGGCAACCAUCCUACUACUUCAUGAACAAAUCAGAUAUAGAGAGACUUCAAGAGGAAGAGGAAAGUCUGGCCAAGUAGAACGAUGCUAAUGCAAUGCUAUUGUUCACGUACACCUCUGAAUACUCGUGUGCACAAAUGUGACAUACAAGUUACGAUUAUGAAUGUAAUGACUCAACGUCAUGUAAUAUACGGUACAAUACCCAUACUAUUAAUGAUACAAAUAAUAAGAAUAUAAUUCAGUUUUUCCGUA